Neltuma alba is the source of this 1270-nucleotide messenger RNA. RefSeq names its product probable carboxylesterase 15. Gene Ontology annotation, molecular function: hydrolase activity. The record is from RefSeq and is a predicted model, not a curated record. Lineage: Eukaryota; Viridiplantae; Streptophyta; Magnoliopsida; Fabales; Fabaceae. The coding region runs from base 77 to 1051 and encodes 324 amino acids. The transcript has 2 exons.
AUAUACAUACUUAUGUGAAUCUUCUCUUCUCAAAGUGAUCGAAAAUUUACCAGUCAACUAAAACCCCUUGAAACCCAUGGGUUCUCUUCCGCGUAUAGUCGAGGAUUGCAUGGGUUUUCUCCAACUCUACAGCGACGGCUCCAUUUACCGCAACAAUGACAUCAAAUUCAAGGAUUCUGUCGUUGAAGAUCAACCUGUAAUCUUCAAAGACUCUCUCUUUCACAAAAGUUUCGAUCUUUAUCUUCGAAUUUUCAAACCCCAACCAUCCUCUGGUUCUGAGAUCACCAAAAGGCCUCUGGUAAUGUUCUUCCACGGCGGAGGCUUCUGCUUUGGCUCGCGUACAUGGCCCCACGUCCAUAACUGCUGCGUCCGCCUCGCUUCCAGGCUCCGGGUGGUGGUGGCGGCGCCAGAUUACCGACUGGCUCCUGAGCACCGGCUUCCAGCGGCGUUGGACGACGCCGUGGAGGCAGUGAGGUGGGUUCAGAGGGUGGCGUCGUCGACGGGGGAGGAUUAUGCAUGGCUGAAUGGUUACGUUGACUUUGACCGUGUGUUCAUUGUGGGAGACUCGUCCGGGGGUAAUAUUGCUCAUCAUUUAGCGGUUCGGUUUGGAUCCGAAGCAAGAGAUUUGGAUCCGAUUCGCGUACGAGGUUAUGUGCUAUUGGCUCCAUUUUUUGGGGGAGAGGCUAGAACCAACUCAGAGGAGGGUCCCCCUGAAGAGGUUUUGAGCAUAGAAAUGCUUGACAGAUUUUGGAGGCUUUCCAUGCCUGUUGGAAAAAACAGAGACCAUCCAUUGGCUAAUCCAUUCGGACCUGAAAGUCCAGAUCCGGCACAAGUGAAGCUCGACCCUAUUUUGGUGAUGGUAGGAGGAAGAGAAUUACUGAAGGACAGGGCAAAAGAUUAUGCAGAAAAGCUAAAAGAACUGGGCAAGAAUAUCGAGUACGUUGAGUUUGAGGGAAGAGAACAUGGCUUUUUCUCGCAUGAUUCUUACUCAGAUGUUGCAGAAGAGGCCCUCCAAAUCAUUCAACGAUUCCUGCUUCGAAAUUCUGCUUAAAAAUCUUUCAGCUUCUCACAUGUCUAUGAUUAUAUAUUGCUGAUAUAUAAUAUAUACGAUUGCUUAGAUUGGUGUCUCUGGAAUUUUCAGUUUGGUCUGCAUAGUAGUCUGUGAGAGUAUGAUUAUUUGAGUGAUGCUUGUAGCUUGUUUGUGGGUGUAACUGUAUAAGCAAAGCUAUAUAUAGUGAGAGUAAGAUUAUUAUCUUUUGGCUUUGAUUGC